Molecule: messenger RNA, 1160 nt
Organism: Pararge aegeria (speckled wood butterfly)
Lineage: Eukaryota; Metazoa; Arthropoda; Insecta; Lepidoptera; Nymphalidae
Product: visual pigment-like receptor peropsin
Exons: 7
Coding region: 38-1015 (325 amino acids)
Biological process (GO): G protein-coupled receptor signaling pathway
Cellular component (GO): membrane
Molecular function (GO): G protein-coupled receptor activity
Source: RefSeq, a predicted model, not a curated record
UUGGUGCGUGGUAAUUUGAGAAGGUGUAAGCAUUGCGAUGCAAUUGUUUGAUAAUAAUGAGGAUGAAUGCCCAUGGUAUUUCUUUGACAGUUCAUACAAGACCCUUCUGGGAGCUUGUCUUAUUAUUUUUGGUGUAUUCGGGGUGCUGGUUAACGCCUGGCUUUACGUUACAUUCAUCCACAGUCACCUAGUAGCAUUUAAGAGCCACGUUCUGGUACUUAAUCUUUGCUCAGCAUCGCUCGGCAGGAAUUUACUUGGAUUUCCAUUUGCGGGGUCAUCUGCAUUAGCAAAGGGAUGGCUGUUUGGCCCAGCAUGUUGCCAACUAUUCGCAUUCCUUAAUCAGUUCUUUGGAGUCUUCCAAAUGAUUGCUUUAUUCGCAAUGGUACUGGAAAGAUAUUUGCUCGCAAAAUAUUAUAAGCGAGAAAGAACUUUAUACUUUAGGUACUACUGGACGUUGAUCGGCGUAUGUUGGACGGUGGCCCUUGUGUUUGCUACCCCGCCUCUGUUCGGGUACGGCACGUAUGCGUGUGACGCAUCUGGAACCGUGUGCACUUUUAUGUGGCCUUCGUUGAGGUCUGGUGCAAGGGAUUUGGGAUACAGUGUACCCUACGUUAUUGUUUGUGGAGUUAUACCUACUGUUGGGAUAUUCUUCUUCAUGGGCAAAGCAAUUCGACUGGAAACGAUAUAUUACCGGAACGAACAACAAAGGGAAGAAAAACGCUUGACAAAGUGCGUCCACGCAGUCUGCGUGACAACAUUGGCGCUAUGGAUACCCGCAGCGUUACUGGCGGGCUGGCAGUGGUUUCCACUGUUGCUGUAUGGUUACCGACCCCACGUGCCACAAGUACUGGCUCUCUUCGCACCUAUAGCUGCUGAGGCAGCGACUAGUGUUCCAGUGCUAUGUUAUCUUAGCGGCGAUCAGAGAAUACGAGCAGCAUUACUGGGCCGGAUGAAAAAAAACUACGGACUCUUAGAUCCUGAACAAGCUAGGUUAUUUAGAAGAAGUCCAUAUUAAGUAUAGACAUGAAAACAGAACGUGGAAGUAUCUGAACAGCCUUUGAGAGGCGGGAGAUAAAUGAUACAUCCAGUCGGCUUUCCAGAAAAACGAAGUUCUGGUCGACUCACGAAAGGGCAGUGUUUUACUACAGUUACGAAUUCAG